GCUACACAACAAAGCAUCGUUCCAAACAAUAGAUAAUAGAAUGUUUGUACCAGUUUUCAACUCUAGUAAAUUUUCUCUUUCGGACUAUUGUGGGCGUCGUCGAUUUAUUUUGUUGUGUGGUUGCGUGUAUAGGUUUUUGGGUGCUUAGAGAAUGGGAAGACGUCCUGCAAGGUGUUAUCGUUAUAUUAAAAACAAACCUUAUCCCAAGUCUCGUUUCUGUCGUGGUGUUCCAGACCCCAAAAUUCGAAUAUACGACUUGGGUAAGAAAAAAGCAGCGGUUGAGGAAUUCCCUCUCUGCGUGCAUCUAGUUUCCGAUGAAAAUCAGCAGAUAUCUUCGGAAGCCCUGGAAGCUGCCCGAGUGGCUUGCAACAAGUACUUGACAAAGCAUGGCAUGGAACAGGAUACUUUCCACAUAAGCAUGUUGGAGCACGAUCCUUUCCAUGUCAUUCGCAUUAACAAAAUGUUGUCGUGUGCCGGAGCUGACAGGUUACAAACUGGUAUGCGUGGUGCGUUUGGAAAGCCCCAAGGAACUGUAGCCCGUGUUUACAUUGGUCAGAUUCUCAUCAGCGUAAGGGCAAAGGACCAGCACGAAGCAGUUAUUAGGGAAGCUCUUAAUCGUGCCAGGUACAAGUUCCCCGGAAGACAAAAGAUUAUGGUUUCAAGGAACUGGGGAUUCACACAUUUUACUCGCGAAGAAUAUCAAAGGCUUCGUGAUGAAGGGAAACUUAUUUACUCUGGUUCUCAUUGUCAGUUGAUUCGAAACCGUGGUUCUUUAGAAAUUGCUGCAUAAUAAACACAAUAUGAAACUCUUGUUUGUUGACUAGAGAGGAGGACUCUUUCAAAUUUCAA
Molecule: messenger RNA, 849 nt
Organism: Galdieria sulphuraria
Lineage: Eukaryota; Rhodophyta; Bangiophyceae; Galdieriales; Galdieriaceae
Product: 60S ribosomal protein L1e
Exons: 3
Coding region: 152-790 (212 amino acids)
Biological process (GO): ribosomal large subunit assembly; translation
Cellular component (GO): ribosome; cytosolic large ribosomal subunit
Molecular function (GO): structural constituent of ribosome
Source: RefSeq, a predicted model, not a curated record